AGUUUAGUUUACCUUCAUCUCUCAACCGAGUAACAUCUUGAUCCUUUUCAUUUGUUAUUUCUUGUGUUACCUUUACCUUUUAUCAUCCUCAUCAUCAUCUCUCCUCUGGUGAUCAUCCUCAUCAUCUCUCUGUAGUAUUUAACUUACUCUCUCUGUAUUUUUAUCUUCACUUGAUCUUCAAUCAUCAAUCGAGACACACUGACCUCCAAUUCACAACAAACUUUAAUUUGGUGAACAUUUCAAUUUUCUUAAUCUUCUCAUCUCGUUAAUCUUGUGAAUUAUCAACCAAUUAAAUCAAAAUGGUGGAUAAACAUACUACUGUGUCUGAACGUGUCACCAAAUAUCAUCAUAAUCAUCAUCAUCAUCAUUCAGUUCCUUUGGAAGAUACAACCAAUAGGAACAUUUUGAGGAUUAAACGUGAAAGAAGACGACAAUUAAGAUUAAGGGAAUAUCAAAAUCUUUGUAAACUAAUCCCAUCUCUUAAUGGAUUAAAUAUUGUUCCAAAGGUUAAAAUAAUUAAUGAAGCAGUUAAAUACAUCGAUGAACUUCAUCAACAAUUAAUAAUUAAAUUAGCCAAAGAAGGCUCAUCAGAAAGUGACAUCAAAGCAUUUAAGGAUAACUGGAUCAAUGCUAAAUGUCAAUUGCAAGUACAAAACAACAACACCACCACCACAUCAACACCCACCAAUAUGAACACAACAACGACACCAACCAUCACCACCCACAACAACAACAACAUCAUCAUCACCGACACAUCCCUGUGUAAAAAACAGUUUGAUAAACAGUCAAAGUUAAAACAAUUAACACAAUUGUAAUUUAAACUAAUUCUGCAUAUAAAGUAUAUCCUUUUUUAUUUACUAUUAAUUAUUAUUAUUAUUUUGUAUUAACCUGAUGAAAUUUUUGUAUACAUAAUAAAUUAAUUGUAUAAAUUGAUUAUCAAUCAAUUAAUCCAACCAAUCAACACGAAAAGUGCAAAAAAAUCAAUAAAAGAAAUGAACUUUUGUAUUCAAAGGAAAA
Panonychus citri (citrus red mite) is the source of this 1017-nucleotide messenger RNA. RefSeq lists its product as uncharacterized. The coding region runs from base 300 to 815 and encodes 171 amino acids. NCBI's taxonomy places the organism in Eukaryota, Metazoa, Arthropoda, Arachnida, Trombidiformes, Tetranychidae. Gene Ontology annotation, molecular function: protein dimerization activity. The record is from RefSeq and is a predicted model, not a curated record. The transcript is spliced from 2 exons.